Messenger RNA from Ziziphus jujuba (common jujube), 1836 nucleotides. Its product is annotated as aspartic proteinase Asp1-like. Gene Ontology annotation, molecular function: aspartic-type endopeptidase activity. Bases 306 to 1670 code for a protein of 454 amino acids. NCBI's taxonomy places the organism in Eukaryota, Viridiplantae, Streptophyta, Magnoliopsida, Rosales, Rhamnaceae. The record is from RefSeq and is a predicted model, not a curated record. The transcript is spliced from 9 exons. Gene Ontology annotation, biological process: proteolysis.
CGGUUUUAUGGUCUUUCCGCGAUGAAACAUCCACACAUACAAUUCUGUGCCUCUCUCUCUAAAACACGUGGAGAGCGCGUCAAUUUCACGUACACAGACCAGCGCCACACGCGCUAGUACACUGCUUUACUUCACACCCUGCUCUUCUUCGUCCUUUCAAAGUCUCUGCUCUUUUUCUAUUUCUGUUUUCCUUCUUUAUUUUUACAAUUUUUAAUUGUUCUUAUAAAAGUCUUUUGCUUCUUCUUGAUGACCCCGUAUUGGGUUUCUGAAAAAUCCAAAUAAGCUAAAAAAAAGAAAAGAAAAAAAUGGCUGUCAAGAAGAGGAUCAGAAUUGGAUUCAUCGCCUUCCUCUUUCUGUGGUUUUCUGCAACUUUCCCACGCUGUUUCUCGGCAGUCAAUCAGUUUCAGACCGUUAAAAAGCCUUCAAACUUCGAAUCUUCAACUGUUUUUCCUGUUCAAGGAAAUGUUUAUCCUCUUGGGUACUACUCUGUAUCCCUCAAGAUAGGCCGUCCACCAAAGCUUUUCGACCUUGAUAUUGACUCUGGCAGUGAUCUCACAUGGGUCCAAUGUGAUGCUCCUUGCACCGGUUGCACCAGGCCCCGAGAGGGACUUUACAAGCCCAACAACAACCUUCUGCACUGCGUAGAUCCUUUUUGUAAUGCCAUCGAGACGCUGGCGAAUCACCCAUGUGAUACCCCAAAUGACCAAUGUGACUAUGAAGUUGAAUAUGCUGAUCAUGGAUCAUCUCUGGGUGUGGUGGUCAAGGAUUACUUUCCCCUUAAAUUCACCAAUGGCUCUCUCCUUGUUCCCCAUUUGGCCUUUGGGUGUGGAUAUGAUCAAAAAUAUGAUGGAGCACAUGCGCCACCUUCUACGGCUGGAGUCCUCGGCCUUGGCAAUGGCAAAGCCAGUAUUGUGACACAACUGAGUAAGCUGGGUCUGAUCCGUAACGUUGCUGGCCACUGUUUGAGUGGGAAAGGAGGAUAUAUAUUCUUUGGGGAUGAAGUUGUUCCUUCCACAGGCAUCACAUGGACACCGAUGUCACGCAAUCCCAAUGAAAAACAUUACUCAUCAGGACCUGCCGAGCUUCACUUUAAUGGAAAGCCGAUCGGCGUAAAUGGACUUGAGAUAGUGUUUGACAGUGGAAGCUCCUAUACUUACUUCAGUUCUAAAGCUUAUGAGGCUGUAGUUAAUCAGCUGAAAAGGGAUUUAAAUGGAAAGCCUCUUAAGGAUGCAACUGAUGAUCGAUCCCUGCCAGUGUGCUGGAAAGGUGCCAAACCUUUCAAAUCUGUUAAUGACGUCAAAAAUUAUUUCAAACCAUUUGCAUUAAGCUUUAAUGCGAAAAAAGCUCAGUUGCAAUUGCCUCCGGAAGCUUAUCUUAUAGUUACGAAACGUGGCAAUGUGUGCUUAGGGGUUUUGAAUGGUGGCGAAGUAGGAUUGGGAAGUCUCAACAUAAUUGGAGACAUUUCCUUGCUAGAUAAAAUGGUGAUUUACGACAACGAGAAACAGCAGAUUGGAUGGGUUCCCGAAAAUUGUGACAGGCUUCCCAAUGUGGAUCGUGAAUUUCUCAAUGGCUUUUGUCAGCCAUUUGCACAAGGAAAUUUGCAUAUGAUGGCAGCAUAUUGUCCUGCAAACAUGCUUCACAAGGAAAGCUCCAAAGAUAGAUACCAAUAAAGGCAAAUACAGCUUUGUGCUAUUAUAUAUGUAGCAAAAAAUACAUUCAAUAGUUAAUAGAAAGUUUGCAAGAACUCUUACAUAAGUUAUGUAAUCUACAGAUGAGAAAUUUAGUCCAGUACAUCUCAUGCACAUAAAAUGAAAUACAAAGCUUUGUUAUAGGAAA